Entamoeba invadens IP1 is the source of this 519-nucleotide messenger RNA. RefSeq lists its product as hypothetical. The record is from RefSeq and is a predicted model, not a curated record. The coding region runs from base 1 to 519 and encodes 172 amino acids. The transcript has a single exon. Lineage: Eukaryota; Evosea; Mastigamoebida; Endamoebidae.
AUGGAUACACAUCGAAUUGAGAUAUUAAGACGAUCUCGAAAGGAAACAAAGGAAUGGUACGAUUACCAGCAGUCGUAUUUAAUUUGUACAUUGAUUAAAGAAGGCCAUGAAGUGACAGUGCGAAGAUAUAGGUAUAAGAUCGAAGAUCGGAGCAUCACAUUACACGUUCUAAAGAUUGACAACAAUGAAGUUAAAGAAAUCAAGCCAGAAUAUACGGACAACAAAAAUGAAAAACGGGCUAAAAACCAAGAAGAAUACAUCAGAGGAAUGGAUACCAUGUGCGAAAUCUUAGUAAAAGACGGGUACACGUUCACAACAAAACAGAGUGUGCAUGGGAAAAAACAAAGAAUCACUAGCAUCACUUGCAAUGGUAACAUCAUAUCUCAGGAAACGAUCUUUGAAGAAGGAAAGAAGUUCAAUGAAUUUUGCAAAACUUUGAAAUGCAUGGAAGUUGUGUUAAAUAAUUUACUGAUUAACAAUUAUUCAAUUCACUUCACAAUUAAAACAAAAAAUAGAUGA